Molecule: messenger RNA, 1673 nt
Organism: Cuscuta campestris
Lineage: Eukaryota; Viridiplantae; Streptophyta; Magnoliopsida; Solanales; Convolvulaceae
Source: the annotation of a GenBank genome assembly
UUUUAUUCUCAAAAUAGGCGUUGACACUAUGGAUUUUCAAAGAUCUUAUCUUCUCCACUCUCUCUCUCUAUAGCGCGAUUUUACUCUUUUAUCCUCCAUUUACGGCGUUUUCCUCCGGCGGGGUUUUCGUGAUGCUUCUUGAAGAACAGGGCACGCAGAGAUCGUGCAUCUGUAUGUUGGGGUUUAAUAGAAAUUGAGUUCGACCCUUUCUAGAGAUUGAAUAGAUUGAAAAUGGGUCGUUUUUAUAUUUCAAUUUCAUUUUGUAUUUUUGAAGUAAUUUAGAUUUUGCCCUUUUGGGAAUUGGGUUUUUUCCCGGAGUUAAGUUUAGGGUUCUUCAGAUUUAGGCAAAUUCAUGUAUAUAUUGGGCGUUUGAGAGGAAAAAAAGUGGCGAAAAUGAGUCUGAGGACGGCGUCUGAUGAUUCUGCGUCGGAAAUCCAUCUUCCGGCGGAUAUAGACUGGGAGAUGUUGGACAAAUCCAAGUUCUUCUUCCUCGGGGCGGCGCUAUUUUCCGGCGUAUCGGCGACGCUGUACCCGGCGGUGGUGUUGAAAACGCGGCAACAGGUGGUGGCGUCUCGGAUCCCCUGCCUCGAGAUGGCGAAUUCGAUGCUGAGGAAAGAAGGGCUCCGGGGGUUCUACCGAGGGUUCGGGACUUCCCUCGCCGGAACCAUCCCGGCACGCGCACUGUACAUGGGCGCGUUGGAGAUGACAAAGAGCAAUGUGGGGACCGCCACUGUUCGGCUAGGAUUAUCUGACCCCACCGCCGCUGCCAUCGCCAACGCUGCCGCUGGUCUGAGCGCCGCCAUGGCGGCUCAGCUUGUGUGGACUCCCAUAGAUGUGGUGAGCCAGAGGCUAAUGGUUCAAGGGUUUAUAACCCAAGAUGGUGGAGGUGGGCUGAAGAGCUACAAUGGCGGAAUAGAUGCGUUCAGGAAGAUACUCUGCACCAAUGGAGUGACCGGACUGUACAGGGGAUUCGGGAUCUCCAUCCUAACCUACGCCCCGUCCAACGCCGUGUGGUGGGCCUCCUACUCCGUGUGCCACCGCGGGAUCUGGCAGCUGAUCGGCUGCCGCGGCUGCAAGAGGGAGGAUUCCGGCGGGUACAGGGCGGACGGGCGGGUUGUGGUGGCGGUGCAGGCGGUGAGCGCCACCCUGGCGAGCGGCGUGUCGGCUCUGGCUACGAUGCCGCUGGACACGAUCAAGACGAGGCUGCAGGUGCUGGACGGGGAGGCGGCGGCCGAGAGGCGGAGGACGCGGCCGACGGUGGCGGAGACGGUGAGGGAGUUGGUCAGGGAAGGCGGUUUCCGGGCUUGUUACCGGGGGUUGGGCCCGAGGUGGGCUUGCAUGUCGAUGUCAGCCACCACCAUGAUCACCACCUAUGAGUUCAUCAAGCGACUGUCCACCAAGAAUCCAGAAACACCAGUGUUCUAUUGAGUAGAGUAGGGGGGGUGGGGGUGUGGCGGGGCCCGUGGGGUUGUCGGGAUUCGAACUUGGGUUGAUCUCGUGUGGGACCGACCUCUCGACCAACUAAGCUACGCCCCCGGACAUGUUAUGGUUUAGUUUUUUCUUAUUUUUUGCAUAAAUGUUACUGUAUGAUUUAGUUUAGCUAUGGCCUCGAUAGGCUGCCAUAUUGUUAAUAUUGUGAAAUGAAAGAAAUGCAAUAAUUGCGUUGUGUAUAA